This is a messenger RNA of Punctularia strigosozonata HHB-11173 SS5, 1212 nucleotides long. RefSeq lists its product as uncharacterized. The coding region runs from base 1 to 1212 and encodes 403 amino acids. The transcript has 6 exons. The record is from RefSeq and is a predicted model, not a curated record. Lineage: Eukaryota; Fungi; Basidiomycota; Agaricomycetes; Corticiales; Punctulariaceae.
AUGGCCGCCGGCUUCUUGCGCCUUCCAGUGGCGAUGGAAACGAGCCUCUUCAAGCUCCAUUCAAUCGAAUGCAGGCCGGUGACCGCCGCGACGGGCCGGGCCAAGGCCGCGGGCAGCUCCUUUUCAACUUCUGAUGACGACGAAAGGCUUCGAGCGAUUGAUGACGAAAAUGGUGACACUCGAACCGGAUCGCCUGUGAUAUACUCCGGUACUCGCUGGAACUUCGGGCCCAAUUGCUCUUCUUGCGGCAUUCAUUUUGACCCUGACCUGAUAUUUGAUGAGACCUGGCACGAGACCACCAACGAUCCUAUCAGCAAUCCUGAAUGGCCAAAGCUGCCAUCCGUCACGGUGAACUUCGCCGGCUCCGCCAUUUGGGUGUUCUGCAUAGUGCCUAAUAACAUCACACCCAUGAAGGCGGAUGUGUUGACAUUGGCCAACCUGACUUUCAUCCUCGAUGGAAUCCAGGUCCAAAGCUUUGUCCACGUGCCAAGCGGCUCAGAAUUUUUGUACAGCCAUCGGGUGUUCAGUACCGAAGGUCUGCACCCUGGACCGCACAUCCUUACUUUCGAAGUCCAGAAUGCAUCGUACGUUGCAUUUGACUAUGCCAUUUACACCUUUGAAAACGACACCUUACCACUUGAAGCUACGGUCUCGCCAUCGUCCAACAUCAGUGCCCCCACCUCAUUACCACAGUCCGUAAUGAGCCAGACGACCAUUACGACCACUUGGUCAUCGGCUCUAGCCACUAUAGCUAGCACCACCAGCGUCUCGCCCUCGCGGGUGAGCUCUACCCUUGCUUCGCGUACAUCGAGCAAUACCCUUCCAGUCGUCCUCGGCAUUGCCAUCGGCGCAUUGUUAUUCUGCGGUAUUCCAAUUGCGUUUUACAUCGGACGUCGAAGGCGAAGGACGGUUGGGAAGGAGCCAUUCAUCCAUUCAAUGAACUCAGAUCUGGGCCCGAUCUCCAGCCGCUGGAAUCGCGCCGUCAAUCCCCAGACGCAAAGUCUACAAGGGAACGUCAGCGGGGUUGUGGACGAAUCGGAACCGCGUAUGGGCACGCAUCCAUCUCGAACCAAAUCAUCACGGCUCAAAUUAAAGCCUCGUGUCCUUGGGCUAUCCCGCGGUUUGAGGGAGCCUAACCCCGAAACUGGACGUGGGGCAGGGCAAGCCGCGUUGUCCGAAGAUGGCGGACGCGCAGCAAGGCAGCCGGUGUGA